AUGGAAAAGCAAUCAAUAACGCUUCAAGAAGAAGAAGAAGAAGACGAGGCGUUUGAACGAGUGAACAAGCGAUUAAAACACGGUCCAGUUAUUCCGUUCAUAUCAAUUGUUAAGAAAACAGAAGAUAACGAGGACGACAAUGUCCUUCUUGCUUUGAUUGUAGCUUCCAUGCGUGUUGGAGGCAGUUCUAUCAGUCGUGGCUUAAAGCGAGUCGAUGUGUUUACACCGUGGCCGCAUCAAUUGACAGCAGUGGAAAACGUUCUUCGAGCUAUUCAGACAAGAACAUUAGAGAAUAAGGAGCAAGGAUUGAUUAAUACUGAGAGAUAUUUAUUACAACACAGUACAGGUGCAGGUAAAACACUGACUAUUGCAGCACUAACGCACCAAUUGCUGCUUAUCAAGGACGUGCGGUCGAUCCAGUUCCAUACAGUUGUGGUCAUGCUGGAUCGAGUCCAGCUGAAUGAACAAGUGGGAGAUGUAGUCAAGAGCUACUUGCAUCGAAAUGGUGUAGACGAAGUGUUUCGAGCUGAGAGCAUGGAGCACUUGGCCAAGUUGCUGGAUGUGACGGCGCAAACAAAGCAGCAGAGUCUGCAAAAAGUGAUUAUCACGACAACACAUAAGAUGGGGUUGUUGGUGAAAGAUGAAGUCUUGCUGACGAGAUUGCUGCACCGUAGUUCAAGAAAGACAGACAGCAGUGAAGGAGAGAACAAUAACGAAGACGGUAAGUUUCAGCGGGUAGCUAUCAUCUCGGAUGAAGCACACCGAUCACACAAGUCGUCUACACGUAACGUCAUCGAAAAAGUAGUAAAAGCAGGAGAAGGCAGGCACGCUCAGCUUACGUUUAUUGGUUUUACAGCAACGCCAAACGCCAACGCACUCGAGCUGUUUGGUUCCUCGACAAACGACGGAUUUCGUCGUCCCUUUCAUUGCUACCCAAUCGCACAAGCUACAGCAGACGGCCGUGUCGUGGAUACACUAAAGAAUUACACGUGUGUACGCUGCAAGAUUGAAACCUCCGUGUUUCCGAUGCCUGUACAAGAAUUGUUACGGUUGCAUCGUGGCGCUCGACGCCAUAUCCUGAACUACGCAAAUGAUGAUGUUGCCGUUUUAAAGGCUAAAACGUUGAUUAUGAUGACGAAUUUUCAAGCUGUGAAACGAAAACAUUCGAAAGUGAAGUGCAUGAUUGUGGCGCGAAGUCGUCAAGACGUUGUGCGAUAUUACACGCUGAUCACUACAUUCAUCACAAAGAAGAAGCUUGGAUGGAAAUGUUAUGCUGCUUUCAGUGGCGUCGUGGCCUUAGACGGUGAAGACGGAGCUUCACACUCUGUGACAGAGCCAACUUUAAACAACCGGAGCGUCACACUAACUAUUAGUGAUGUCGUUAUCGUUUGUGAUAAACUAGACACGGGCUACAAUGAGCCCUUACUCGCGUGCAUGUACAUUGAUCGCUACUUGCGCUCCAGUACGCAUACUGUUCAGCUCUUGAGUCGUCUCAAUCGUCGUCACAAGAACAAGGUCAGUGUCCACAUCCUGGACUUUGCAAACCAUGCAGCACAGGUGCGACGGAGUUUCGCAGACUUCUGGCGAGAAGCGAGAGCUCCGGUGUCGACUGACAAACUUUAUUUACUUGCUGAGCGGCAGGAUCUAGCAACGUCUAUCGUAGUUCUGUGCGACCACUUCCCAGAGCUUUUCUCUGCACCUACUGACAUCGAGGAUCCGAGCACUUUUGUCUCUGAACGUAUAGUGCCGAUGGAGCGCGACGCUUUUCAGCAAGUGAUCGAUGCGCUUCGCGGGGCUGUUUCAUCUUUCAAAAGGCUAGAGCAAGCAGGAUACUCGGACAUUUUUGAUUUGAUAUCUCCAUUCAGCUACUAUCUACUUUACGAGCUCAAGAAAGAGACAGAAAGCUAUCUUGUCACCGUUGAGAAAGACGUCGAGUUGUCUCUUGAUAAUGUCAAAACUAAGAUGUCGGCUCGACUUGAGACGUACAGCUGGUCCUUUUCAGGUGCUCUUUACCCACAAUCGUUGUUGGACCGCUUGAAGUGUGGAAGCAACGUAUCGAAGCUGAUAUCAUGCUUACUACAAUUCGGGGAGCUGGAACGGUUUGAAGCCCUUCUUCUGAUGGAUUCAGCUCGAAACAAACAGCAAAUCGUUGACUCCUCAAUCAUAACUCAAAUGACAAAGGUAUCUAGCGAAGCAUCAGACCUGGAUGGAUCAAGGAAACAUUCAGCGGAAGAUCAACCUGGCAUUUUGGUGCACAUAAGUGCAUUGCAAAAGGGGCUUGCGGAAACUUGCAGUGAGUGA
Messenger RNA from Peronospora belbahrii, 2301 nucleotides. NCBI's taxonomy places the organism in Eukaryota, Oomycota, Peronosporomycetes, Peronosporales, Peronosporaceae. The record is from the annotation of a GenBank genome assembly.